Messenger RNA from Encephalitozoon cuniculi GB-M1, 567 nucleotides. Its product is annotated as 60S ribosomal protein L20. Gene Ontology annotation, molecular function: structural constituent of ribosome. Lineage: Eukaryota; Fungi; Microsporidia; Unikaryonidae. Gene Ontology annotation, biological process: translation. The coding region runs from base 1 to 567 and encodes 188 amino acids. The transcript has a single exon. Gene Ontology annotation, cellular component: cytosolic large ribosomal subunit; ribosome. The record is from RefSeq and is marked provisional.
AUGAAGCCAGAGACCUCCAGACAGGCAGCAUUCUCAAAGGUAAACAUGACGAUCCCGAUGACAAAGGAGUACAGAAUCCAUGGAAGUGCAAUGCCCACGGAGGAUAAUCCGAGGCCUCAGGUUUUUGUCGGGACCAUCUUUACGAAGAACCACGUCUUUGCCAAGGCAAAGUUCUUCAAGAUUCUUGAGAAGAAGUACAAGAUCAAGGCCACCAAGGGGCUGAUUAUCGAUUGCAAGGAGAUUCCCGAGCCUUCUUUCAAGGAAGUCCAGAACUAUGGGAUCCGAUUUGUCUACCGCAGCAGAAGUGGGGUCCACAACGCAUACAAGGAGUGCAGGGCAAUAAGCAAGUGCUGGGCCAUCGACCAUGUUCUGAGAGAGCUAGCUGGUAGGCAGAAGCUAAAGAGAUCUGCGGUGGACAUAAUAAGUGUUGACGUUGUCCCUGUCGAGUCGCUUAAGAGGGCGAAGACCAUUGAGUUUGCUGACGAGAAUGUCGAGUUCCCUAUUUUCACCAAGAUUGUCAACACCAAGAGCUUGUUGAUUCCUUCAGAAUACAAUCCUUCUGACUAG